AUGCUCUACGUCGCGCCGUGGGCAGACGAUGGCCGCCCAGACCUCAUGCCCCGCGACUCCAUCGAAGAGGACUCUUCGUCUGAAGACGAGGACAACGGUGUCAUCGUCCGGGAGACCCCCUUCCAGCGCGGUGAAGACCUAAUCAUCGACGAGACCGAGCUACCUACUUUCCUCGACAACAUGGACAAAUGAAGCCUGGUCGCGCCGACCUAAGUUAGGCGACUUUAAUGGCGGAGCCUAACUUGCUAAGAACGUACUUGGGGUGACCCCUCUGGUGAUGGUGCACCCGUAGCCUAGCAUCCGUAGCCUAGAGGGGUUUGAAUUCCCGUUUGUCAGGAUCUCCCCGAAGUUGAUAUCUGGUUUUUGGUUUGUGCCUUUUCGCAGAAACGCGGAGGUGAAUCGGCGGGUACGCGGUCGUCGUCUUGGCUGUUUUUUUUCGGUCGUGCUCUUUGUCGUGUUGGUCUGUUUUAAUCAAGUGAAGCCAGAGGGCCAGGCACUGAGAGUGAGGCUUGUGCCGCUUGCACACUAUCAAUGACCUUAGCACGUGCGUGUGAUUGACGGCAGAUGAUGUUUCGUAUUUCUCCUGUCACCCACAUUCGCUUUUUGCUUGAUUGCGUUGUUUUCGGUAUGUUUUGUCUGCGGUGGAAUUCCCGUAGUUUUUCUUGGUUUUUGUGCCUUUUCGCAGACACGCGGAGGAGGUGAAUCGGCGGGUACCCGGUGUCUCGGCUGUUUUUUUCGGUAGUGCUCUUUGUCGUGUUCGUCCGUUUUAAUUAAGUGAAGCCAGAGGGUCAGGCAUACGCAAGUGUGAGCCUUUUGUGCCGCUUGCACACUAUCAAUGACCUUUGCACGUGCGUGUGAUUGACGGCGGAUGGUGUGUCGUAUAUUACAACGCCCACGUAUAGCUAUGUGGCUUGAUUGCGUUUUUCUCGAUAUUUUUUUUUUGUCAUGGAAUUCCCUUAGUUUUUUUUGGUUUGUGUACGGAAAGGGGUGUGAAGAUGUUUGGGGUUGUCCAAACGCGUAUAACUUCUGUACGUCAUGCUUCUACAACCCACAUAUGGAGCGUUUUAAGUGUGCGAUUUGGUGGCGAGAAGAGAGGGAUAUACGAAGUAUGGAGUUGGGCGAUUAGUGUGGUACUUUGCACUGCACCUUUGAUUUCAGUACGGAAGGGGUGGAAGUCGACGCAGGAUCCGCCACGAGGCUUAAAGUUUUCGACAACUGCAUCCCACCGACUUUACGCCCUGGCCUUGUGCCGCACCUUGCCGAGGUGGCGCCUUGCCAAGGUGGCACCUUGUGAGCACCCUGCAGCAUGGCACAUUGCAGGGUACUCCCCAGGGUUACACCCUGUAAGACCCACCUCGCCAGGGGUGCCGAGUUGGCACCUUGUGAGCACCCCGCAGCAUGGCACAUUGCAGGGUACUCCCCAGGGUCACAACCUGUAAGACCCACCUUGCCAGGGGUGCCGAAUGGCUACGGGUGUAUGCUUUCGUGCCAAGUUUCGUGCCAAUUGGCAACGUAUUCAGCGCGUUCUUGUGUUCGCCAGGAAAGUGCAGUCGGCUCGGUAGAGGUUCCGCCGCGUCCAUGGGGGCCGGUGAGUUUUCCCAUAUUUUUUUUGGGCCGAUGUGGAAAAGAGGGUUUCGUCCUCAACAGACGUUGGGGAGUUUCAACUUUUAUUAAGGUGUUCUCCACAUUACCCCCCCUUUUUCGAGACUUCUUCUUGUUUGCUAGGCAAGAGAAGUCUUCUUGGGGUAACCGGAACCCGACCGGCUGGCGGCGAGUAGAACCCCCUUUUUUUCCAACAAUCUUCUGUGCGUGUGUGCGGGUGCACCACUUCCGCCACGCAUUGCCAAAAGUUUCGAGUUCGAUAGACAAUGCAUCGUUUCUUGGCCCACCCACCGUUUUUCUUUUAUGAUUCCGGAAGAAAAUUAGGUGAGCAGCGGGUUUUGAACCCGUGUCUUUUGCAACCAAAAACAGACACCUCACAUCGCUUCGUCGACGCCACUGUGGAAAAGAGGGUUUCGUCCUCAACAGGCGUUGGGGAGUUUCAACUUUUAUGAAGGUGUU
Molecule: messenger RNA, 2061 nt
Organism: Ectocarpus sp. CCAP 1310/34
Lineage: Eukaryota; Phaeophyceae; Ectocarpales; Ectocarpaceae
Source: the annotation of a GenBank genome assembly